UGUCUCCUCGCAUCAAUUUUCCAGCUGCUGCUGCCGAUCACUGCUAUCCAACGCUGACUUCUAAAUAGUCUGGACUCUGGAGGCACGCAGCACUUGUCGCGGAUGUCAUCACCCAGAGUCAAAAUCCUUCUCACUUGGUGCAAUGAGAAUGGUAUCCAAAUGGAUCCCAGAAUUCAAGUUCUCGAAAGUAAAAACAAUCAAGAGUUAGCCGACAGCACGGAAAGUUCCCGCAGUUCCUCCUCGCGUGGUCGCGGGAUCAGCGUGUACUCACUCGAAGACCUCAUUGAUCGUUCCUGUUCCCUUGUACGCAUUCCGAAGACAAGUAUUCUCUCGACCAAGUCAUGCUUCCUCUCCCAGGGCAUUACCUCUGCACCAUAUGGACAUGGUGCGCAUCUUGCGUUGGCUCUCGCCCUGUACGGUGAGAUUUUGCGAGGUCAAGAUUCCAGAUGGUUCGGAUACCUCCAGAGCCUACCGCGGGAAACUGUGGAUAUAGCCAUAUUCUGGGGUGUCGAGGACGUCAUCAACUUCCGGUCCUGUGUAUGCUCAAGCCGCGGAUGCAUAAUUUCCUCGCAAAGUGCCAUUGGAGAUGACGUUGGAUCCACUUGCUCCAGUGCGGAAUUUCCCGAGUGUGCUCCGUCUCACCAACUCCUGGAUGGUAAGCGAGCUCGGAUGUGGCUUUCCUGUACGGAGGCCGAAAUGGAGCUGGACGGCUUAAUGCAUGAAAUACGUCAAUACUACGUCUCCGUCGUGGAACCCACACUAUACGCAGCCUUUGGCAGACUUCGGCAAGCGAAGGCUGAGCACGAUGUCAGCGUGGUAGUAGGUGGUGGGAUCCCACAUCUCGAUGAAUGCAGCAAUGAGUUAAACUCAGUGGAACCCUCGCUGCCUGGUUUCUGCCACGCGUACUCCCUCGUGUCCUCCCGUGCGUUUUUAGUGGAUUCAUAUCACGGUCUUUCAAUGGUGCCCAUUGCUGAUGCUCGGUUCUAGCUUGCUUUGCUUGACGUCUUCGUCGGUAGCGGCAUCCCGGCGGCAAGUCGUAAUACGUCAGCACGAUUAUAACUUUAGAGCGCUGCCGGCGGCUGCCUACGCAUCCCCCGAAGAUUCCAAACUAGACCAAAAUUUAGUUCCUUCACUU
This is a messenger RNA of Suillus paluster, 1135 nucleotides long. RefSeq lists its product as uncharacterized. Gene Ontology annotation, cellular component: nucleus. Gene Ontology annotation, biological process: peptidyl-lysine monomethylation. Gene Ontology annotation, molecular function: protein-lysine N-methyltransferase activity. The transcript is spliced from 5 exons. The record is from RefSeq and is a predicted model, not a curated record. NCBI's taxonomy places the organism in Eukaryota, Fungi, Basidiomycota, Agaricomycetes, Boletales, Suillaceae. The coding region runs from base 103 to 987 and encodes 294 amino acids.